AGAUGUAUCAAAAAGUCGCGGACAUCUCAGGUAGGAUUGUGAAAUCGGAGAGAGUCUGAAAAUUGCAGUGCGAAUCGGGAAUCUCUAGGUUUUGUAGAAAAUGGGUGGCGGAGGUAUAACAUACAAGGGAGUCACUGUUCACACUCCCAAGACGUGGCACACCGUCGCCGGAAAGGGCUUGUGCGGCGUUAUGUGGUUUUGGAUUCUGUACAGGGCAAAGCAAGAUGGUCCUGUAGUCAUGGGAUGGAGGCACCCUUGGGAUGGCCACGGUGAUCAUGGUCACGGAGAUCAUCACUAGGGAUCUCGUCGAACCUUCGAAGAUCAUGGCGAAAAAAUGUACGUCCUUUUUUUUUCAGCUUCAAUAUGUCGAAAUAAAGAUAACUGUGAAAGAAGACAUCAAUUGUUUUUGUACACAGCUUUUGUAAGACUUGCUGCUUUUGUCUUAAGUUGCUACUUGGAUUACACUUCACUUUCCUGAUGUUUUUUACGUCUACAAAUGAAUUUAAACAGUUAUGGUUCCUUUAA
Raphanus sativus (radish) is the source of this 525-nucleotide messenger RNA. RefSeq names its product NADH dehydrogenase [ubiquinone] 1 beta subcomplex subunit 2. NCBI's taxonomy places the organism in Eukaryota, Viridiplantae, Streptophyta, Magnoliopsida, Brassicales, Brassicaceae. The transcript has 4 exons. Gene Ontology annotation, cellular component: mitochondrial inner membrane. Bases 101 to 298 code for a protein of 65 amino acids. The record is from RefSeq and is a predicted model, not a curated record.